Messenger RNA from Varanus komodoensis (Komodo dragon), 6020 nucleotides. It is a transcript of the gene EIF6, whose product is annotated as eukaryotic translation initiation factor 6. Lineage: Eukaryota; Metazoa; Chordata; Lepidosauria; Squamata; Varanidae. The record is from RefSeq and is a predicted model, not a curated record. Gene Ontology annotation, biological process: maturation of 5.8S rRNA; ribosomal subunit export from nucleus; maturation of LSU-rRNA. The transcript is spliced from 6 exons. Gene Ontology annotation, cellular component: preribosome, large subunit precursor; nucleolus; cytosol. Bases 25 to 762 code for a protein of 245 amino acids. Gene Ontology annotation, molecular function: ribosomal large subunit binding.
CCUUUUGCUGCUCCUCGUUCGGUUAUGGCGGUCCGGGCCAGCUUCGAGAACAACAACGAGAUCGGUUGCUUCGCCAAGCUCACUAACGCCUACUGCCUGGUGGCCAUCGGAGGCUCAGAGGGCUUCUACAGUGUCUUUGAAGGGGAGCUUUCUGAUACAAUUCCUGUAGUUCAUGCUUCUAUUGCUGGAUGUCGGAUCAUAGGGAGAAUGUGUGUGGGAAAUAGGCAUGGGUUAUUAGUCCCAAACAAUACAACAGACCAGGAGCUUCAGCACAUCCGAAACUCCCUUCCAGACUCUGUGCGAAUUCAGCGAAUAGAAGAACGCCUCUCUGCCUUGGGAAAUGUCACUACAUGCAAUGACUAUGUUGCACUUGUUCAUCCAGACAUUGACAGAGAGACAGAAGAGAUUUUGGCAGAUGUACUAAAAGUAGAAGUAUUCAGACAGACAGUAGCGGACCAAGUACUAGUAGGAAGCUACUGUGCAUUUAGCAACCAAGGGGGGCUGGUGCACCCUAAGACAUCCAUUGAAGACCAGGAUGAGCUCUCGUCAUUGUUGCAAGUCCCACUUGUGGCUGGGACUGUUAAUCGUGGCAGCGAGGUGAUUGCUGCUGGAAUGGUUGUGAACGACUGGUGUGCCUUCUGUGGGUUAGAUACAACCAGCACAGAGUUAUCAGUUAUUGAGAAUGUCUUCAAGCUCAAUGAAGCACAGCCAAGUACCAUUGCCACCACUAUGAGAGAUUCUUUGAUUGACAGCUUGACAUGAUAUGCUUCCUGCCAACUGGAGAUGCAAGAUUAUCUUGACUGUUAUCUGAAGUAAAUUUAUCAUUUAGUACUCCUGUGGACCUGGAUCAGGAGCACUACAUCACAAUCAAGUUUCAAAAUGAUAAUCUUAUCCACUAUCUUUGGCAAACAGCAUUGAUUAUGUAAACACUCAUGUCCCUUUCUGUUGCUUUGUUAAUGUGUUUCUCUGCUUUCAUUUAUUCAUGCGAUGAUAAAAGUUAGCAACUUGUGAAGAAUGUUUAAAAGGCAGUGGUUACAUGUAAUAAGGAUAUAAACAAAAGGGCAGUCAUUGUUCUCUUUUACUCACUAGUACUGAUUCAGUUUGCAGCUUUUCAUGAUCGCAUCUAUAAAGCCAGUAGUCUAACAUAGCCAGGCUGCCUAGUGUUACUGUCUUACACCCAUUUAGUAGCCAUUCAUCCACUUUAAAGGCUGGGUAGAGCCAUGCAUUUUGUAAAGCCAGUUGGUUAUGGGUUUAAGCUAUGCUAUAAAAUGCCAGAAGUUCAUAUCUGUUCUCAAAGGGGCAAGGCCAAGGACUCUAAUCCAGCUAUAUGUUUAAAUUACUAAAAAGACAAAGGCUCCUGCUGUACUUUGAGUGACUCAUUUCCACAGGGAGAGAUAGUAUGCCUAACUGAAGGGAAUUUCUUUUGAGUUGCUAAUUAAUUGCAUAUCCUUAAGAGUUCACUCAUAUCAAACUACUCAGCUACCUGUGUCUUGUGCAUCAAGUCUGCUCUGGGCUAUUCUAUGUUUCUGUUUUGCAUGGGACCUGAAAAAAAUCCAAACCUAGGUUGUAUGAGGCAGGAGUAGCAGGGAGGGGGUUGAAUGGCAAGGUCAAAAGUUCUAAUAAGAGAUUUUGUGGCAAUUGAAUCUAGCUUUCUACAUAAGGGGUAAGAAGUUGCAUCAAACUUAAUAAACACAUAUCCAGAUGGAAGGACUGUGUCCUGGAUUUUUACCUACUUUUAGGACAGCAGCAAACAUGGGUAACUGCAAUUCUAUGCAUGUCUACUCACAUAUAAAUCCUACUAAGUCAAUGGUUUACUUAUAGGUAAGUGUGCAUACAAUUAUAGACUUACAUAUUUCGGUAAGCUGAAAGCUUAACUGUAGUACUGCCUUACUGAUAAUAUACAAAAUUAUUCCCUUCUUUAACUUUUAAAGCAUUGUUUAUUCUGAGUUGGAAUAUGUCGUUUGCAAGGUACUCCAAUGAAAGAGAAUUGACUGUGCCGUAGGGCAGGAAUGGGCACUUUGCAACUCUCCAAAUGUUUUUGACCUGCAGUUCCCCUAACCCUUCCCCAUUGCGUCUGCUGACUAGGCCUGAUAAGAGUCAUAGACCAAAAUACCUGCCCUCUUCUGCAUUAUAUGCAAACAGUAGCAGGUCUACUACCUUUGCCUUCUGUCUCAAUCCAUGGAAUGUGUAUAUCGGCCCUUAGUCACUCUGCCUGUUUGCCAGUUCUCCCUCUUGCCAUGGUGGACACACUCCUACAGUCAAACAUUGCAUUUUAAAGAAACAGCCACUUUCUAUAGGUAAGCCAUGAGGGGGACCCAUUUAGAUUCUUCAGUUUACUCAGCAUAAUGGGUGCUCCCACCCUGCUAAGUGGCUAUCCUGAGUCAAUUUGACCUAGUUGCAAUUGCAGGCCAAAAUGAUUGAAGGGCCAUAAGUUACCUACCUCUUAGGGUAUAGCUAAGGUGCACGGCAUCUUGACAGCUCUGUGUUUAGCAAAUGUAACUCUAAAAAGCAGCAGCUAUUGGUGAUGGCAGAUUUUUGGCAAAAAUGGGAUAGCAUACCUAACACUAAAGGUGGUAUUAAUUGUUAGCCCUACUUACUGAAAUGUAUAGGUCUUAAAUUAUACUGAAUGCAACUGUAGGUUCACAAGAAAAUUUUGUACCUCAUUGCGCAAGCUGUAAACCACUUACAGUUUUUGAAUAUCCUGAAUGUGGAAAAGGGGGGAAAUGUGUCUACUGUAGCUGCUACAGCUUAUAGGACAUACUGACUUUUGGUGAUAGUGCCAUGAACUUGGCAACUUUUUGAAUUAAAUGUAACUUCCAGUGCAGAGUGUAUGUGGGUCUUACUAUGCUAUUGUUUUAAGUACAAUGAACCUGAAUGAAAAUAGUGCAUCAUGUGAUGAAGGAAUGACAGUGAAGUGCAGGUUGGUAGCAUAUGUCUAUAUGGUUGUUUCUGCACAUGCCCAAGUCACUAUUCAGUGGGUAUGGACAUUUCACUGCAUCUCUGUGAAGACUUUCAAGAACCAGGCAGAGUAAAAUAUCUACAUAUAUUGCUAAUGUGGGAUAUAUAUAAGUUCUCAGUAUGAUUUUACUAUGCAAUCAGACUUAAUUACAUACUUCAAAACUACUUUUUAGCACAUUUUUAUAAUUGCAUGAACUAACCCAAAUAUGGCUGUUGCUCUGAUAUGUCAGCUGAGAUGCAUAAAAGUGCUGGAACAGAUACUUUAAAUGUAAACAUAGCAUAACUUAAUAGCAAAUUAAUGUUUUGAUGAUGCAGUAAGGGCCAUCCCACCAUCCUACGUGGGGGUAAAGAAUGCCCUUUGAAGGAAGUGAAGAUAAGAUCUUAAGUCCUGCCAAACCUUUAGCAGGAAUACCAUUUCUUUUGUAGAAGCAAAGAAGGCACCAUGCUUUAGCAUUAUACAGUCUGAGUGCAAUCCAACAAUGACAACCAUAAAUCUCUGAAUACUGAGGAUUAUGGGCAUCCAGAAGUGAGAGGAGACCAGAACUAAAAACCAGCUCUGCAUUUGUGCCUUGCUAGAAGGCAGAUUUUGUCCAUCUAGGUAAGGCACUAUGGGUAGAGAUGAGAGGAGAAUGGGGCACCACCAGAAAACGUGAGACCCUGGUGUACCCAGUCUCCUCCCCUCACUACAGAACAUUGGCUUCACCCCCUCCUUCAAUGUAACAGCAAACUGGGGAGGGUAGGUUGGAGGGGGUUUUUUGCAGCCUCAGAGCUGAGCCUCUGAAAAAUCCUAUGGCCCCCUCUAGGGGCCAUGAGCUUGCUCUGCUAGUGGAUUAUUACGGCACCAACUUUCAAGACAACAUAAGUGUUGCUUUUGUUAACUCCCUCUUGCACUAUCUGAAUUCCAUCAAAAAUUUAAUUUGGUAUGAAGGGAAUUACGUUAUAAUUCUUCUGUUACAUGUUGGAGCUCAGGUUCUCCAGCCUGUGUUUUCCUUUCAAUGUGUGUGCGUUUUGGGAUUCUUGUAAGGGCAAACCAUCUCCUUAUCCUGCCUCCAUUUGUGUGAUUUCUGCAAACUGCUUCUUAGGUAGAUUUAAAUCAUUUUACCUGCAUCUGUGAAAAAACAGCCUAGAGUGAAAUUGCAGAAUGAACAUCCCAUCUGCUGAGAAUUCUUACCUCUGCAAGGGGCUGUGUAUUCCAAACACAGGGCUGCUGAUAACAUCUAAACUGUCAGAAGACAAAGUUGGUGCAGUAAAAGUGAAGGGCCACCUCACAUACUAGAAAGUAUUAAUACUUCCAUGCAGGAACUUGAAAAUAUCAAAUGUGAACCAUCAUAUGCAAUUUUCUCGUGUAGGAUUGUCAUAUAAACAUGAGCAACACAGGAUUUAUACAAAUUCCUAAAUGGUGCAACUUCCAUAUAGAAAUUUUAGAUAUGCGCUGCCUUUAACCAACUUAGUACAAAAUAUUUCAACUGUUUUACUUACAUAAGCACUUUUGCAAUUGUCUUGAAUGUAGGCUAUAACGUUUUAAAUUAGGUUCCAAACAUUUGCUUUUAAUUCCUAUCAUUUGACCUGUAGCAUAACAAGUAGAGAAACUGCUGGAAGAUGUAAAAAAGGAUGCUGACUGUCCAACCGGAAUGACAAAAGGCCAAUACCUGGAAAGAAACCAAUUUAUAUCACAAUUCUAUACUCAGAAAUAAGUAAAUGCUGAUGUAUAGGGAUAUUAGAUUGCAGGCUUAGUUUGUCUAGCCUUUAAACAAGCCUGACAUAAUAGUUUAAAAGCCCAACCAGACAAUUUCUAUGCAGUCAUCAUGAUUAUUAAUAAACAAGUGUCUUAUACUGCAUCAUACUUCAAAAAAAAACCACACAAUUUUCCUUUUUAAGAUGAAAGUUGGUAUUCAUACUAUUGUAUGCAUCCAUCAUUGCAAUGUUGAUUACGAACUACACUGGGAUUGGACUAGAGAAAAAUGCAUGGAAGGGAGCAGGCAAAAAGUUACCUUUUUUGCUCCCAUCUGUCCCCCAGCACUCAUCCAAAUGGCUUUUCUAAGAAUCAGCUGCCCCUGCUGAAGAGGUAGGCUGUGGUAUGGUGUGAGAGGAACCCUGGAAGUAGGACAGAGGGAUCUUGUGGAAGCAGUGCUCUCAAAAAGUAUCCUCCCAGUCUUUCUCCCACUGGCCUACUCCAUUCAGCAAGGUCCUCCAAUCCUCAGAAGAGGCAUGGCAAGGGGGAAAUACUCCUUUACGGCCACUGGAUUCAAUUUAUUUACAUUUCACACUUUGAAAUAUUUGCCUUUCAUAUAAUUAAGUAUAAAUUGCAUUAUGGUAGCAUAAACUACUGCUAGUGUAAUGCUGAUAGUGUUGGCUGAAGUGACUGGUCUGGGGAAAUCACAUUUCAACAAUUAGCUUAUGUUAGCACAACAUAAUUUACAUUAGCACUGAUGCCAAAUAGGAUACUACACUGCCCUUGUAUGUGAAGUGACAGUUACUUUUCAUUCACACCAGAUUCUCAAGUUUCUAAAUUGCAAACUUCAUACAUUUUCUGUUAAUUAUUGUAAACUUCAUUACUCCAACCAAAGUUCUCAUUGCAAUGUUGCUAAAAAACAGCAUCCUAAGGUGUACGCCAUUCUUCCAAAUGCAAUCAAAUGAAAAUAUCAAAGAUCUUACAUUUUAAUCUUAUAAUGGUAACAAUUAAUUUAUUGUUGCCAACUUAAAAUAGUGGUAAUAUGACAUUUAAAUAUUAAUUACAUGAUAGGUUCUUAAAAACAAGAGUAUUAAGGUCUGCAUUCACAUUAUCGGUAUUUGAAUCCAACUGCUUAGUCUUGCAGACUAUAGUUGAAUUCAGAAUUUCCGUUCGUUAACUUGCUGUUAUGAUUUGAUCUGGAUUCAGAGCUGUUUGAAGUUGUGGUCUACACAGAAUUACUUCCUAAGAGCUCUUUGUAUCUCUGCUAUUGCAGAACGGGAACAUCAGCUAAUUACCAUGAAUGUACAAAACGUCUGACCAGCAGGUAUUGGAAAAAUGCUAUCCAGGUAAUUGCCUGGUUCCUGUAAUAAAUUAAAAUCUUUCAGAAUGA